Messenger RNA from Zophobas morio, 722 nucleotides. RefSeq lists its product as uncharacterized. Lineage: Eukaryota; Metazoa; Arthropoda; Insecta; Coleoptera; Tenebrionidae. The record is from RefSeq and is a predicted model, not a curated record. The transcript has 2 exons. The coding region runs from base 140 to 664 and encodes 174 amino acids.
AACCGCAUUAUUAUUUUUAAUACGUGUUUUAAUUAAGUAGUAUUCCGACAUCAGAAGUGGGAUUUCUUCCACGGCGAACAGUUUAGUAGUGUCAGUUUUAGUGUAUUAAUUAGUGUGUGAAUAGUUGAAAAAAAAAAAAAUGCCACGAAUCUCCCGAUCACGUCAACGUAGCAUGGACGAGCAUGACGAUGGACGUCGAAGACGCCGUAGUCGUAGCGAGCGUCGGCGGCGGUCGACUCAGGAGAAGGACGCUAGAUGCGUUGCACGACGCAGUACUCCAAGAUCGCCGUCGUCAACAAGAAAUAGACGGCGACAGGUAGUGGAGCAAUCACCAUUAGCACGGCGUCAAUCGCUAGACCGACGUCGUUCUGGGGAAGAGUGCGGAACCACCACCGUUUCAAUGUCAGUGGCGGAUCUGUCCGAGGCAAUUGCUCAAGGUAUGGACAGGAUGGCAGGUAAACUAAGCAGGCAUACCGGGAACGAGCAAGUACUGUCCCAGUUUCCAACCGAGUGGGACACUCGUUCGUCAGGAAAGGCCGUGUUAGCGGAAUCAGGGAUGAAAAUACCGCCAUGGCUCGGACGAGUUCGUAUUGGGUCGGAAAUGGGAACAUGGGACACGGGACUGGAAGUACUGGAGCCUGGAGCACUGUGUUUUUAUCGCUGAAGUGACAAACAUCAUCCCCUUGUUAGCCUCAACGAAUAAACCGCAUUAUUAUUUUUAA